UCUAGCCUUUUGAGUCUUUUUCUCACCGAGCCUGCCGUCUGUUUAUUUAUUUUUCAUUUCGUUUUCGUUGGUUUUUAAAGGAGACUUGUCUUGUUCUGUCACCUCCAGAGCAGGGAAGAGUUUCUUGCUCAGAAGCCCGAAUACAAUGAAUUCUGACUCCAGCUCUGUCUCCAGCAGAGCUUCCUCACCAGACAUGGAUGAGAUGUACCUGAGAGACCACCACCACCACCACCAUCACCACCAUCAAGACAGCCGUCUCAACUCUGUCUCCUCCACCCAGAACGACCUGGUGCAGAAGAUGUCCGGGGAAGGCCUCUCCAGGACCGGCUCCAAGGCCGGAGGGGAAGGCAGCAAGUACAAAAUCAAGAAGCAGCUCUCGGAGCAGGACCUGCAGCAGCUGCGGCUGAAGAUCAACGGGCGGGAGCGUAAGAGGAUGCACGACCUCAACCUCGCCAUGGACGGGCUGCGGGAGGUGAUGCCCUACGCCCAUGGACCUUCCGUGCGGAAACUCUCCAAAAUCGCCACCCUCCUGCUAGCCAGAAACUAUAUCUUGAUGCUCACCAGCUCCCUGGAGGAAAUGAAGAGGCUGGUGGGGGAGAUCUACGGGGGGCACCACUCCGCCUUCCACUGCAGCACGGUGGGACACUCGGCCGGGCACCCACCACACGCCGCCAGCGCCGUGCACCAGGUGCACCCCAUCCUCGGCAAUGCCUUGUCCUCUGCCAGCACCCCCACCUCGCUGCCAGCCUCCCUGCCGGCCCUCGGCACCAUCCGGCCCCCCCACUCCUUGCUCAAGACCCCCUCGACCCCCCCGGGCCUGCAGCUGGGCAGCGGCUUCCAGCACUGGGCGGGCUUGCCGUGCCCCUGCACCAUCUGCCAGGUGCCCCCCCCGCCGCACCUCUCGGCCCUCAGCGCCUCCAGCAUGGCCCGCAUCGCGGGGGACACCAAGGACCUGCUCAAGUGACUCGGAGCGGCCCCGCGGGCCCCGGAGGC
This is a messenger RNA of Dromaius novaehollandiae (emu), 993 nucleotides long. RefSeq names its product oligodendrocyte transcription factor 3 (gene OLIG3). Gene Ontology annotation, biological process: positive regulation of transcription by RNA polymerase II; sensory organ development; axon development. The transcript has a single exon. Gene Ontology annotation, molecular function: DNA-binding transcription factor activity, RNA polymerase II-specific; protein dimerization activity; E-box binding. The coding region runs from base 146 to 964 and encodes 272 amino acids. NCBI's taxonomy places the organism in Eukaryota, Metazoa, Chordata, Aves, Casuariiformes, Dromaiidae. Gene Ontology annotation, cellular component: nucleus. The record is from RefSeq and is a predicted model, not a curated record.